AUUUGCUAAGAGAUAUCCCCUUGAUCGCGCCAGAGCCAAAUACAUUGAUAUACGAAUUUAUUUAAAGUAUUGGCUUCUAAGAGACUUGGUAAGAAUGCGCAUUUACUCGACGUUCCUUUAGCGCAGUUCCCAGUCUUCCCCACAUCGCUGAUGAAACCGUCCUAACUGCUGACCUUUUCAAGAUGGCGGCGCGAGGGUGCCACUCUCGGGAUCGCGCACCUCCCCAAGAUGGCGGCGCCCGAGGCCUGGCGCGCCCGGAGUUGCUGGUUCUGUGAGGUAGCGGCGGCAACGACCAUGGAGGCCACGUCCCGGGAGGCGGCGCCAGCGAAGAGCUCGGCCUCGGGCCCCAGCGCUCCCCCCGCCCUGUUCGAGCUGUGCGGGCGGGCGGUGAGCGCCCAUAUGGGGGUUCUGGAGAGCGGGGUGUGGGCUCUCCCAGGCCCAAUACUUCAAAGCAUCUUACCUCUGCUCAAUAUAUAUUACUUGGAGAGGAUUGAGGAAACCGCCCUCAAGAAAGGCCUCUCCACUCAAGCCAUCUGGCGCCGACUAUGGGAUGAGCUAAUGAAGACAAGGCCUUCCAGUUUGGAAAGUGUGACCUGUUGGCGAGCCAAGUUUAUGGAGGCCUUUUUUUCCCAUGUUCUACGUGGGACCAUUGAUGUAUCUUCUGACAGGCGUCUCUGUGACCAGCGCUUCUCACCUCUUCUGCAUAGCUCCCGCCACGUCCGGCAGUUGACCAUCUGCAAUAUGCUGCAGGGUGCGACUGAGCUGGUGGCUGAGCCCAACCGCAGGGUUCUGGAGACCCUGGCCAGUUCCCUGCACACCCUCAAGUUCCGCCACCUGCUGUUCUCUGAUGUGGCUGCUCAGCAGUCUCUUCGGCAGCUGUUGCAUCAGCUUAUUCACCACGGGGCUGUCAGCCAGGUGUCGCUGUACUCCUGGCCUGUGCCUGAGUCAGCCCUUUUCAUCCUCAUCCUCACCAUGAGUGCUGGCUUCUGGCAGCCAGGCCCUGGUGGUCCACCUUGCCGCCUCUGUGGAGAAGCCUCCCGAGGCCGGGCCCCAUCCCGAGAUGAAGGGUCCCUCCUGUUGGGCUCACGCCGGCCUCGCAGGGAUGCUGCUGAGCGAUGUGCUGCAGCCCUGAUGGCCUCCCGGCGGAAGAGUGAAGCCAAGCAGACGGCCAGAGCUGCACCUGCUACCCGGGUAACACGCCGGAGCACACAGGAGAGCCUGAUAGCAGGUGGGACAGACCCUAAGAGGGAUCUGCACCCUCCAGCAACCUCCUACGAGGCUCCUGGCACCAAGCGGCCACCCUCUGCUCCAGCCACCACCUCCUCUGCCUCUGCUUCCUCUUCCACAUCCUCAUCCAAACGGGCUCCAGCUAGCUCAGCCCCACAGCCUAAGCCCCUAAAGCGUUUUAAGCGAGCUGCAGGGAAGAAGGGUGCUCGCACCCGUCAGGGGCCUGGAGCGGAGUCUGAAGACCUGUAUGACUUUGUUUUCAUUGUGGCUGGUGAGAAGGAGGAUGGGGAAGAGAUGGAGAUCGGGGAAGUGGCUUGUGGAGCUUUGGAUGGAUCAGAUCCCAGCUGCCUGGGGCUUCCAGCACUGGAGGCCUCCCAGCGAUUCCGAAGCAUUUCCACCUUGGAGCUAUUCACAGUUCCGCUGUCCACAGAGGCGGCUCUGACACUGUGCCACCUGCUGAGCUCCUGGGUGUCUCUGGAGAGCCUCACACUCUCCUAUAAUGGCCUGGGCUCUAACAUCUUCCGCCUGCUGGACAGUCUGCGGGCCCUGUCAGGCCAGGCUGGAUGCCGCCUCCGUGCCCUGCAUCUCAGUGAUCUGUUCUCACCACUGCCCAUCCUGGAGCUGACACGUGCCAUUGUGCGAGCCCUGCCCCUGCUGCGGGUCCUUUCUAUUCGUGUUGACCACCCCAGCCAGAGGGACAACCCUGCCGUGCCAGGGAAUGCAGGGCCCCCUAGCCACAUAAUUGGGGAUGAGGAGAUACCAGAAAACUGCCUGGAACAGCUGGAGAUGGGAUUUCCACGGGGAGCCCAACCAGCCCCACUGCUCUGCUCUGUACUGAAGGCCUCAGGUUCUCUGCAGCAGCUGUCUCUGGAUAGUGCUACCUUUGCCUCUCCCCAAGAUUUUGGGCUUGUGUUACAGACACUCAAAGAGUACAACCUAGCCCUGAAGAGGCUGAGCUUCCACGACAUGAAUCUGGCUGACUGUCAGAGUGAGGUGCUCUUUUUGCUACAGAAUCUGACUCUUCAAGAGAUUACCUUCUCCUUCUGCCGUCUGUUUGAGAAGCGCCCGGCCCAGUUUCUGCCUGAGAUGGUUGCUGCUAUGAAGGGCAACUCCACACUGAAGGGCCUCCGGCUGCCAGGGAACCGCCUGGGUGGGGGCAGGGCCCUGGGAAGGGACAGGGGUGAAGGAGCCAGUUCUUUGACCUCAGAAUUCAGUGGAGGAAGGCAUAGGCCUCUCCACUGGGAACAUAGGGGUUGGAAUAUAGUUGUGUGCUGGGGCUUUUGGAGGCUGGGCUUCUCCCCACCAGAAAUGGGUUGGGAUACCAUUGUUCCCUGUUCUUGGGUGGUUAGACAUUUCUCCCCUUCUCCCCAGGGAAUGCUGGCCUGCUGGCCCUGGCAGAUGUUUUCUCAGAGGAUUCAUCCUCCUCUCUGUGUCAGCUGGACAUCAGUUCCAACUGCAUCAAGCCAGAUGGUCUUCUGGAGUUCGCCAAGCGGCUGGAGCGCUGGGGCCGUGGAGCCUUUGGUCACCUGCGCCUCUUCCAGAACUGGCUGGACCAGGAUGCAGUCACAGCCAGGGAAGCCAUUCGGCGGCUCCGGGCCACUUGUCACGUGGUUAGCGACUCGUGGGACUCAUCCCAGGCCUUCGCAGAUUAUGUCAGCACCAUGUGAUGGGGCCCAUGCUUCACAGGCCCAUGCUCAGCACCAUCAGCUUGCAGGGGCUGAGACAUGGGCUGCCCAGAACUCCCAAACACCAAUUCUGUCUUUCUCUUUCUGCAACCUUUUUUUCUCUUUUUCCUUCUUCCCUUGCACUGAGGUCCUGGAGGUCUUGCUGGGCUCAGCAAAGUCACUCUCACAACUGGGUUUAGAGCCUUUGGGCCCCUUACCCACUACUCUCGGAACCCUGGGCCAGGUUACAGUGCUCAUCAGUCACUGAGGACAGCUCCUCUCCCCCUGCCUGAGGUUCCUGCUUUCCUUCCUCAAGCAGGUACCCAGGCUUUAGAGAAGUACAGGAGUGUCCACUACCAGGCCUCUUCUCUGCUGGGCUCACCAUGCUGCUCCCAAGCCUCAGUCCCUUUCAUACCUUUAUUCCUUUCUUUUUUUUAACCAAAAAAGUUUUUCUUAUAAAAUAAACUUUGGGCAAACAUCA
Molecule: messenger RNA, 3372 nt
Organism: Leopardus geoffroyi (Geoffroy's cat)
Lineage: Eukaryota; Metazoa; Chordata; Mammalia; Carnivora; Felidae
Gene: LRRC41
Product: leucine rich repeat containing 41
Exons: 9
Coding region: 229-3159 (976 amino acids)
Cellular component (GO): cytoplasm; nucleus
Source: RefSeq, a predicted model, not a curated record